Messenger RNA from Funneliformis caledonium, 414 nucleotides. The record is from the annotation of a GenBank genome assembly. NCBI's taxonomy places the organism in Eukaryota, Fungi, Glomeromycota, Glomeromycetes, Glomerales, Glomeraceae.
AUGACAACUUCCAUAACUACAGAAACAAAUAAAUUUAUCAAACAAGAACUUUCUAACGUACUUAAAGAGUAUGAUUAUGGUGUUAUACCAAAUUCAAUAAAAAUAUUACCUACAAAGAGUUUAAAUCCUGAUGCUCAUCAAUCUUCUUUAUUUCAACUUACUCUACUAGAAAAUAUUAAAUUAAUUAUUACAAUUGCUGAAGAAGGUUAUAUUAUUACAGAAGCAGAUCCAGUCGAUGUUACUGUUAAUGAAGAUUUGGAAUGUGCAAAAAAAUGGAUUAAUAAACCUUUUGAGACCAUGGAAGCUUUAUUAUUAGCAGUAUCUCCCAAAUUUGGUGACAAAUUUCAUCAGGCUUUGUUUUCUAAUUUAUCAAAUUUAUCUCAACAAUCUAUAGGAAACAUCACAAACAAUUAA